Didymella exigua CBS 183.55 is the source of this 1095-nucleotide messenger RNA. Its product is annotated as GroES-like protein. Gene Ontology annotation, molecular function: zinc ion binding; L-iditol 2-dehydrogenase (NAD+) activity. Lineage: Eukaryota; Fungi; Ascomycota; Dothideomycetes; Pleosporales; Didymellaceae. Bases 1 to 1095 code for a protein of 364 amino acids. The record is from RefSeq and is a predicted model, not a curated record. Gene Ontology annotation, biological process: D-sorbitol catabolic process. The transcript is spliced from 3 exons.
AUGAAGAACCCAUCCAUAGUCCUCUACGGCGCCAAAAACGCCAGACUCGAAGAGAAAGCCAUCCCAGAGCUGACCGAUCCCCACCAUGUCCUCAUCCGCAUAGCAUACAUCGGCGUCUGCGGCAGCGACGUCCACUUCUGGCACCACGGCGGCAUCGGUAAGCACGUCGACCCCAGCACAGGCAUAGUGAUGGGCCACGAGGCCUCGGGCACAAUCCACUGCAUUGGCUCGUCCGUCACCCGCGUCGCGGUCGGUGAUCGCGUGGCCAUCGAGCCCGGCACCCCGUGUCGCUUCUGCAGCGCGUGCAAGAGCGGCACGUACCAUUUGUGUCGGCAGAUGCGAUUUGCUGCUGCCCCCGGGCCGCCGGACACGCAGGGCGCGCUGUGCAAGUUUUUCCGGAGCAGUGAGGAUUUUGUGUAUAAGCUGGACGACGGGGUUGGGCUGCAGGAAGCGGUGCUGGUUGAGCCUGCGAGUGUGGCUGUGCAUGCGGUCAAGUUGGCGGAUGUGAGGCCGAGCGAGACGGUGGUUGUCAUGGGCAGUGGCACGAUCGGCCUGCUUGUUGCGGCUGUUGCGCGGCAGUUCGGAGCGCACCGCAUCAUUCUGGUUGAUGUCUUGGAGAAGAAGCUGCAGUUCGCCAGAACCUAUUUAGGAGUCGAAACAUUCUGCGCAGAUAUCGAGAGUACCCCUGAAGACGAUGCCGCAAAGCUGCUAAAGGAAUUUGGACUAGAAGAGUUCGGCAUCGACACAACGGGUGGCAAGGUCGACACAGUAAUCGAGGCCUCGGGCGCGGCGUCAAGCAUCAACAUGGGGGUUCACUUGCUCAGAUCUGGAGGAAAAUAUGUGCAGACAGGCGUCGGGAAGGCGAAGAUCGAGUUUCCGAUUGUGGCAGUGAGCAACAAGGAAUUGAUGUUCCGAGGCUGCUUCAGAUACGGGGCAGGUGACUAUGAGUUGGCAGUCAAGUUGAUCACGAAGGGCCUUGUGCACGUGAAGCCGUUGCUGAGUUCAGUGACACCGUUCGGGGAUGCCACGAAGGCUUGGGACAAGACGGCGCGUGGUGAAGGUAUCAAGAAUUUGAUUGAAGGGCCGAAAGAUUAG